AUUUCUGUAAUUUGGGAUAGCAAAAUUAGUUAAUUUUAACCAAUAAAAUAAAUAAGAAAAUAUUAAUAAACUCCUCAAAAAUCUACACAUUUAGGCUAUUACCUAGGUACAAAGGAUUUUUAAGGAAGAAGUUCUUGCCAAUGGUGGAUUCCAAUAACUGAUGUUCUUUUAUUAACUAUAAAAAGCCUUUCAGUUAAUUACACCCCAAAUAAAAUGUUUUUAUAGGGAAAAAUAGAUUUUCAGUGUAAUAUGAAAAUAUUCUGGGAUCUGCUUACACAAUUACUAAAAUAUUAAGUUCAGAAAUUACUGGAUAAGAGUAUAUAGAAACCAUAUUUUGAUUUUAUUCUUGUUUUUCCUAAUAUAUGAUGGGAUUUGUACUUCCCUGACCUAUCCACAGAGCCUUGAAAAUAAUUUAGAGCUCAGUUGUUUCAUUUGAAUUUAUGUAUAAAUUGAAAUAUACUAUUUAUUUUUACCGAUGAUGCAUUUGACAGAAUAACUGGAAAAGUGUAAUUCUACAAUAAAAAAUUUAAAAAGGUAAUGGUAAGAUAUGACUUGCAUUUGAAUACGAUAAUUAUUCAGAGGUGGCUGUCUUGCCAUUUUUUCCAGAAUGCUUCUGGUUUUAAUGAUUUGCAAAAGUUUACUGGUGGACAGUAAACGCGGUGUGUCGUCCCCCAUACCCCCCUCCCCCGCUGCUGCCUCUGCCGCCUCCACACACAAAGUAUACUGAACUUAUUGCUCUGAAAAUUGCUGUUGAGUGGUUGAGUGAGUUGAAUAAAUGAGUCUUUUAGAAGUGACUACAGAAGUCGUUACAUUUAGGAAUGAAGCAGGGGUGGGGGGAACCUGGUAAAAAUGCAUUUUUAUAAAGAUAUCGGGAAAGGUCCGAAAUUACAUGCGGGUCCUUUAAGAUGUAGGGGAGCCGCUACCCAACAGCUCCAAAGAAUUGUAGGGCGAAGUGAGAAGAUGGCAGGUCUUGAUUGGUUAGAGACAGCUGCAUCCUGGCAGGUGAUUGGCUCCACAGUUGCAUGGGGCUGCUUGUGUCGUCACAAUCCCAGCAUUCCGUUGUAGCCAUCGUAGCCGUUGUAGCCUGCCUGUGGAACUCGCGGAACUUGCUGACGGGAGCCAAACCCCACCUCCUCGUCUGCCGGAGCUGCCCUUAAAAUGAGUAAGAAUGGGUUUGGGAGCUAUGGCGGCAUCUCUGCUGCAGGUGGAGCCAUCGGAAGCAAUGACCCACCGUCUCAGGGCAGGGUAGCUCUUGCUUUUAAGUCCAUACGAUACAGGUCCCGAAUCCAGGAUAUUAUACCUUGCUGUGUAAACCAGCUGCUCACCUCCAUUGUGAUUGAUAAUGUCUUCACGAUUAGGGGAAUCGAGGUUUCCCUAGUCGCUAUCAUGGGGAUAAUCAGGCAGGCAGAGACGGCUACAAAUUACGUUCUUUACAAGAUUGAUGAUAUGACCACCAAGCCUAUCAACGUCCGCCAGUGGGUCGGCAGAGAUAGAGCAAAGCAGGGGAUAACUCUCCUUCCAGUGAGAGUAUACGCCAAAGUGUUAGGUAUCCUCAAAUGUUCUGCGGAGGUGAAGAGCCUUGAGGUGUUGAAAAUCCGUGUCCUGGAGGACAUGAACGAGUUCACCACACAUAUUCUAGAAACGGUUAACGCGCACAUGAUGCUGGAUAAAGUGGCCUCUGGGCAAAGUGUCCCUGUUGUUCCCUCAGAAAUGGAUGAGGCCCAGAUGCACAGCGAGUACCACCCCGACUUCAUCCGGAAGGAGGUGCUGCGUUUGAUUCAGGAGUGUCCUCGAUAGGAAGGCAAGAGCGUUCGUGAGCUCCAGACCAAGCUUAGCAACCUGAGCAUCGGGACCGUCAAUCAAGCCAUUGAGUAUCUGACCGUCAAGGGCCACAUCUACCCCACUGUGGAUGGGGAGCAUUUUAAAUCUGCUGAUUGAAGCAGUGAAAACUUUUUUCAUUUUCUGAAGACGCUGCCUCCAGUUGUGACUGAGUUUGACUGUUUGACUUUUAGGAAGUAGAUUUCUUUAAACAAAAGAUUGGAACUGGCAUCCUUUUGGAACUUCACUGCUUUUCCAACUGCUUUGAACUUUUCUAUUUUUCUAACUAUAUUUGAAGCUCAGAGGGAGAUGGCGAUGGAUAAAUUGACUGGCCUUUUUGUAGAGUUUACCAGCAAGCAAAUGAAAACACUCUUGGACAGAUGAUUUUGGGGGAGAAAAGGUAUAGAAAAUUGAAAAUUAUUAGUUGCAUGGGAGCUUCUUCUGAAAUACCUACAUAUUAGGAGAAAGUACAUGCAGUCAAGGAGCCAGUUAAGAGACAAAAAAAUAUUCUUGUUUUUACAUUAGACUUAUUUUCUAUGUUUGGAUUUAGCAUAUUAUAGUCAUAUUAGUAUCUCUUGCUAAAUAUAGUAGUUGAUUAAUUCAGAUGUGCUAAAGAUAGCAGUUUAUGAAUUCAGGCACUCAGUUCAAAUGUUCAUUUAGUGAUUUGCUCUUACACUGUAGGUUUAUGUUUUUUUAAAAGAUAAGAUUAUACUAUGUUUAAAUGGGAGGGUCAGCUUUGACUUUUUUCUUAAAAUAUGAUUAAUGAUUGUUUCAAAUACAAUAUGGAGAUAUUUGGAUUAAAUUACAAUCUCUUGCAGUUGCAUAGUACAGAUACCAGACUUUAUGUAAGUUUCAUGCUCUGAUGUAUUAUUUAUAGUACUAAAUGCUCUGUUUUAUGUAUAAGAAGGUUUUAUUCUUGUAGGGUAGACAAACAAAAAGUAAUAAUAGGAAUUUUAUUAAACUUUGCAAGUUUAACCAAAAUUUAUUUAAACAUUUUAUUAAAGCAAUUUUGCAAAUCUUUACCUCCUGUGUGAUAUUUUUCUAAAUUCAUUUGAAAAGCCUAUAGUUUUGUUUUUGAAUAUUAAUAUUGUAAUUAUCCAGAAUAAUUUUUUCUCUUCUCUAUAUGAUAUCAAUAACAUACAUCUAUUUGUAAUAAUACAUUUUAGUAUAGGUUAUAUGACUUAUGUGAGGCUUUUAAAUAAUUGAACACACUAAGCACUCAGUUGUACAUACACUGAAGAUGGUAUCUUUCAAGUUACUAUCUCUGUUACAUUAGUGGAAAGAAAAAAUAUAUACAUUCAUAUAGGUAGAAGAGAAAAGCAUUACUUGUCUCAAUCACAAAAAGAAGGUGCAAAAACAGAAAAUCUCUUAAAAGCCAACAAUCCAUACUGUUAGAAUGUGGCGUCUUUUUGCCAGUUCUUAGGAAAACUUAUCAACAGUUCUUGCUUAAGCUUCCUGAGGCAUAAAUUUAACUUUUCUUCCCUUCAAAAGCAAGGAAGUCAUAAAUGACACUCUUUUGAAAACCACAAAUGGUUAACAUACUAUGAACGUGUUUGUUAUUUAAAUUAUCAGACAUCUUUCCAAAUUCUAGUCUUCAUAAACAUAAGAAAUUCUGAACUACUCUUUGUCGAAAAGGUUGCCUGCCCUGGGAAAAUCAUACUGAAGGAGAGACAGAUGAGGGGCAUAUUUCUUCCUCAAGAUGUCAGUGCGG
This is a messenger RNA of Delphinapterus leucas (beluga whale), 3529 nucleotides long. Lineage: Eukaryota; Metazoa; Chordata; Mammalia; Artiodactyla; Monodontidae. The record is from RefSeq and is a predicted model, not a curated record.